AUGUUAACUUGUGCCACUCUACUAAUCCUACACGAGCUGGAAUUAUUAACAAAUUCAACUCUACCAAACCGAGACUAUUUUCGAAACCAUUUUGAAAAAGAUUAUGUUCUAAUUGGACAACAAUGCGGCCAUAUUGAAAACUGCCAUGUAUGGCUAUUCAGACUGAUUAAUCAUACGCUUGACGAAACAUUUUUACUCAAGGGUAUCCUUAACAAAAAUCAGAAAGUAAUCGAAUUAGAAAAAUUGAUUGAAGAACGACUAAUUUUCGCUCAUAUUAAUUCCGUACCAACUGAAAUCAAUGAAUACAAACGAUCAUUCGCUGAGUAUACUCAAAAGCAAAGUGAAAGUUCACGAUUAGAAUAUUUUGUCGAUGAACUCUUCGAAAACGAAGCUAAAUAUCCACUAUUAAAAUUUUUCAAUCUUACCAAUAUUUAUGCAGCGAAUCCCAUUGAAAAAUUUCGUACUAAACUACAAGCUAUGCUGUACAGUGAAAAAAUCUAUCCAAUAACAACAUUUUUAAUGAACCGUUUAGAAACCUAUGAAAAUAUUCAAUAUCUGUAUCCUAUCGUCACAUUUACGAAUUAUCUUAUUCAUAAAUUUAAUCAUCGUCUUAAACGAAAUGAUGCUGCUGUAACAACAAUCGAAUAUUAUUUAACUGAUGGGCCUGAUUGUGAGACGACUUUAAAACUUUAUGAAUCAUUUCUCGACGCAUGGUAUGCACUCAAUUUGAAAGAAGUUCGAUUUGAUUGUCAAACAGCUAAAAUUGAACAUGUGCAAGAAAAAGAAGAUUUUGCUAACAAUACAAUGAUUGCUGUAGUUUUAUUGAAUGCAUCCAAAGAUGAAACCAGUAUCCUACUGCCAGUAUGUUUAAAAACAAUAGGUAAAUUACAAAGUGAAGUUAUCAAUUAUUUUCAUAAUACACUUGGUACUGAUCUAUCGGGAAGACGACGACAGGAACACAUCGUGCCAGUACAAUCUAUUCGAAGCGAACAUUUAUUUGAAAUUAAUGCCGCAGAAACCAUGCCUAUGAUUGAUACUGAAAAAUUACAAUAUCGCAAUUAUCAAUUUGAACUUUAUGGCGAAAAUUCAUCGUUAAUUACCGACGUUCGAACACGUGUUAAACAAGAGCCAUUGGAGAUUACUGAACGAAAAAAACGCAUAGAUCUCAUGCCAGGAAUGGAUAAUGGUGACAUUGUUAAUUUUCUUGGUUCACUCGAUUAUGUAUUUACUUAUUUAAGAGAUAUAGAUAUGGAUCUAAAUAUUGAAAUGCCAACAACUCAAACAUUUGUUGAAAAAAACAGUUGA
Molecule: messenger RNA, 1305 nt
Organism: Rotaria socialis
Lineage: Eukaryota; Metazoa; Rotifera; Eurotatoria; Philodinida; Philodinidae
Source: the annotation of a GenBank genome assembly